This is a messenger RNA of Tachysurus vachellii, 4174 nucleotides long. RefSeq names its product tetratricopeptide repeat domain 39A (gene ttc39a). NCBI's taxonomy places the organism in Eukaryota, Metazoa, Chordata, Actinopteri, Siluriformes, Bagridae. The transcript is spliced from 21 exons. The record is from RefSeq and is a predicted model, not a curated record. Bases 3 to 1976 code for a protein of 657 amino acids. Gene Ontology annotation, molecular function: protein binding.
ACAUGCUCAUUAUUACUUCACUAGAGUGUCUGUGGUUACUGAUUGUCUGUGUUUAUCCUCUUCUGAAUGUCCAGCAGCUGAUCAUCUCCUGCCUCAAUCAUAUCGGAUUUUACCCGUUUUCCUUUGGAAUGAGUUUUUGGAAACGCAAAAAGAAUGACAGCAAAAAGGAUACGGUUGAAAAAGACGAAGGACCCUUCUACUUGACACCCACCCCAGAUUCACCGAUCAUAAAGACUAAUGGACUCGAUCCUGUCAUUACAGACUUCAGGUUGGAGUUACCAGACAAUAAAGAUGACCUCAAAGACACUGGAAAAUCUACAUCCUCAGAAAGAUCUGAUCUGUCGGUGGCUCUAGAGGACUGCAUGGCAGCGCUGGAUUUAUUCCUGCAUAAUGAAUUUGACGAGGCAUUGUCUAGACUCAAGUGCAGGACUAAAGACAGUAUGUAUCAUGCGCUCACGUAUGCCACCAUUCUGGAAAUGCAGGCAAUGAUGACCUUUGACCCUGAGGACAUCUUGUCAGCAGGAAACACCAUGAAAGAUGCUCAGUCUAUAUGUCAGCGGUAUCGUAAGAAGUCCUCCUUUAACAGUAAAAGCUAUACGGAAGAGGAGCUGCAUGCUGAAGUGUGUUAUGCUGAGUGUCUCCUCCAGAGGGCAGCACUGACCUUCUUACAGGACGAAAAUAUGAUCAGCUUUAUCAAAGGAGGAAUUAAAGUGAGGAACAGCUAUCAAAUCUACAAGGAGCUUCAUACAGUCCUGAAAUCCUCUGAUUAUGUUCAUGGUCAAAGUCAUGGCCACUUUGAGGGAGGAGUGAAACUUGGAGUGGGAGCAUUUAAUCUGAUGCUUUCUCUGUUGCCCACAAGGACCCUGAGGAUGCUGGAGUUUGUGGGAUUCUCUGGUAAUAAGGAGUUUGGACUGCAGCAGCUCCAGGAGGGUUCUGCUGAACGCACAUUUAGAUCUUUCCUGUGUAACAUGCUGCUGCUUUGCUAUCACACAUUCAUGAGCUUCAUACUGGGGACUGGAGAAGGCGACGUCAUGGAUGCAGAAAAACUGCUGCAGCCGUACCUUAAACAAUAUCCUAAGGGAUCUAUCUUCUUAUUCUUCGCUGGCCGAAUAGAAGAAAUCAAAGGCAACCUAGAUGCUGCUAUUAAAUAUUUUGAGGAGUGCUGUGAGGUCCAGCAGGUCUGGAAACAGUUUCAUCACAUGUGCUACUGGGAGCUAAUGUGGUGUUUCACCUAUAAGCGACACUGGAAGAUGGCCUACAUCUACGCAGACCUGCUUAGCAAAGAGAAUGCAUGGUCUAAGGCCAUGUAUGCAUAUAUGAAAGCUGCCUACCUUAGCAUGCUGAGUACAGAGGAAUGUCAGCCAUUUGGGACAAGCGAUGUGGCAUUAUUCAGGCAGGUGCCUGGUCUAAAGCAGAAACUUGCUGGAAAGUCUUUACCCACUGAGAAGUUUGCCAUCCGUAAGGCUCGCCGAUAUAAUGCAGACAACCCAAUUUCUCUGCCUGUACCUCCGCUGGAGAUGAUGUAUAUCUGGAAUGGCUACACUGUGAUCGGGAAGCACAAAGACUUGACAGAGGGCAUGUUAAAGACACUGGAGGAAGCUCAGCAGAAACUUGAACAGAAUCCAAGGACAGAGUUCUCUAUAGAUGACCAGUGUGUGCUAAGUCUACUGAAGGGUCUGUGUCUUAAGCAGCUAGGCUUUACAGAAGAAGCGGAGCACUACUUCACUCUCAUCCUGUGCAAUGAGACACAGAUCAAGUUUGACCACUACCUCGUACCGAAUGCUCUGUUGGAACACGGCCUGCUGUGUCUGGAACAAGGCAGGAGAGAGGAAGCCAUCAAACUGCUGGAGAUGGCCAAGCAGAACUAUAAAAACUACUCGAUGGAGUCACGGACUCAUUUCCGGAUUCAGGCUGCACUGCACAAAGCACAAGCCACAGAGGAGAACGGUGAACCCUGCUCGCCUUCGAGUCCUUAACAGCCACAGUAACAGAGAGGUCAUAGGGUCAACAAAUGCCAUGCUCAGGCCUAAGGAGCUGGGUGAAGGCUGCACGAGUGCAGAAAUUUUGAACAGACAACAAUCAAGCAGGACUGAGCAUUUGAUGAGAGAAAACUCAGUCUCUCUCACUCACACACAGGCAUUAACAAAAAAAAAUGUAUUUAUCAGAGCCAACCAUACAAUACAUCCCAAAUGCAUGCAGUGCCGAGAUACAGUCCAUCUCCGAAUAAGAGGCAAAACAUUUUGCUGAGACGCUUAACCUAAGGAUGAUUCUAUUGCAUUUGAGCAGCAUUUUGUUUUUAUAUUGGUUUAGCCCUCGGAGGUGCUGACUGUCUAAACUGUGGCCAGCUUGUGUCUUCAACAAACAGACCAUACUCGUUGAUCAGUUAUUAUUUAUUAUGAAUGAAGCCUUCAUCUUUAUGCACGUUAUUAUAUGAUUCAAACACCAAUGUUAUAUGAGUACAAACACCAAUGUUAAUAGGAACACCUUCAUACCUGCUAAUUCAUGCAAUUAUCCAAUCAGCCAAUCAUGUGGCAUAAAAAUAUAUUCAUGCAUAAUAUAGGUCAAUACAAGUCAAAAGCUUCAGGUUUAUAUCUCUCAAAUAUCUCUUUUUUUUUUGCCCACAAAGCUGAUGUUGGCUGAUGAUUUUUUGUAAUAAACUCUAUUUAUUGUAGUGUGUGAAAAUCUAAGGAAAUCAGCAGAUUCUAAAAUACUCAAACCAGAUCAAGCCCCUUAGGCACCAACAACCAUCACAUACAUCACAGUUACUAGAUAUUUGCAUGAAUAUGCAGGUGUAAAGGGGUUUCUAAAAAGUAGUUUGUGAGUGUAUAGGAGUAAUCUGUUUUUCUUUUGUUGUAACCAUAGCGAGAACCUUGCCAUAUGGAUCAAAAUAGACAGAGCUUUAAAAUUGUUUUAUUAAUUAUAUUUUCAUAUAUAAAAACCUCACAAAUAAAUGUUUAUCAGUAAAAUGACUUAAAUUGAUAGUACCAAAAACUUCAAAUCAUUCACGAACAUAACUCAUAACACUAGAAAUUAUGAGAUUAAAAUUUUUUUAUUAAUUCCACACAGCAAAUCAUUAUUUAUAUUAGCCUAUUUUGAUUUAAAAAAAAUUUUGUGUAUUCUCAAGAUGGAACAUGUGCGUAAGAAUCAUUUUAUUGUUAAUAUAUUCCACUAGUAUGUACGUAUAAUAGCAUCCUUAUGUCUGUCUUCUCACUGUUGUGUAGGAUGGCACCUCCAUCAAAGUUACUACCAUUCACAACCACGUAAAUACAAUAUUGGCCGUUUUUCGGGUUUCUUUAGUAUUUAUUUCUAAUAUUAGUUGUCUAUGAUAUUGGCAUUGUGAAAUUGUCCCAGUUUAAGUGGAUAACUGAAUGUGUCUUUUAGAAAGGCAAUCUCCUACAUGUGGUCUUAAUCAAUGCACAAACAAAUGGCAAAUUCUUUCAUAUUGGAGGCAGCAGAUGGCGAUUUCUGCUCUAGUCAUGCUGAGGGAUGCAUUGAAAAUCACUACAGCCUUACACUAAAAACAAAGAGCUUAACAGAGAUUAACAAAAAAAAAAAAAUAGGAUUUUUUUUUGUGUUAAUGAUCCUGUCAGAUAUACACCAUGGUAAUGUAGUCUGUAUAAAGGUCCUUUAAUUAGAAGUGAUAUUAAUAUAUUAAUCUUGUAGAAAGAUCCUUUUUUAAUGUUUGUUUACAUUAGUUGCAUUACAGCUUAAAUUAUGCUUACUCAUGCUUUAUCUCCAAGAGCAAUGUCAUCAUUUUGUUUUUUCAUACAAUCAAUGCCAGGCCAAACUAAACUUACUGUUGAAGUCUCACUGUUAUAGUAGAUCUAGAGCAUUUCUGUUAAUACUUAAGUCUAUUUAAACAGAUUUGCCUCCCAGAUGAGGUAUUUAGUGUCUGUGGAGAUUAAGAUAAACUUAAUUUUUAUAUGAAGGACUUGCAUUCAAACUAAUAAAUAUGAAAAUUCUUAUUUCCUUAAAGGUGGUGGGGGAAAUAAUUUGAUUCAUAUGUGUCUAGUUCUAUUUUUCCUCUGUGUGCACUGAUUCUUCAGAUGAUGGUUGUGUAUGGCUCCUUUGCAUAUUUAUGUUGUGUAUGGCUCCUUUGCAUAUCAACAUUCCUAGGAAAAAGUGAUGUUUUUGUAUAAUUUAAAAAUAAAUGAUGACAUUCUCUUCCACCAAA